Molecule: messenger RNA, 6866 nt
Organism: Mytilus californianus (California mussel)
Lineage: Eukaryota; Metazoa; Mollusca; Bivalvia; Mytilida; Mytilidae
Exons: 5
Coding region: 109-1311 (400 amino acids)
Source: RefSeq, a predicted model, not a curated record
AUUCCCCAAUGUUGACAGGAAGCCAUUUUAAGCUCAGGUUUAGAUUGUUUUCGUUGAUAAAAUGUAAUAAAUUCUGUCUUCUGACGAAUCUAAGGAAGCAAGUUUAAGAUGCCUGUCAAUCCAGUUCAACACAGAAUGAAAAGAAUUUUUCGGAAAAUCAGUAUUUGUUUUGUUUUCCUGUCCAGAAUCAACAAUGGACCAAUCAGACCAUACCAAACACGUCAUGGGAAUAAUCACCAUAGCAACAAUGGACAUGAUGGACACAACAAGCCUACAAGUAAUUUUAGAGUGGCCAGUCUCUGCUUCAUGUUCCUCAGACGCUUACAUGCAUUUGAAGACCAUUUCCAUGCUUGUAACACACAAAACCACAGACCUCUGAUGAAAAAGCCAAAACGAAACUUAAGUGCCAGUGGAAAGUGCCCAUGUUGUAAUCUGAAGACUGAUUCCGAGAACGGAGAAGAGCAGACUAAAACCAUACUUACCCAUUUCUUGAGGGAUAUCGUUCCAAAAUUUUCACGAAUUUGUAUUGGUCAGAAUCCACAAAGCUCAUCACAGAUUUGGACACCAGACAAAAAACCACAAAAAUGGCCAACAAGUCUUGUCUGGAAAGAUCCUAACAACACUCCAAAAGACACUUUAGAAGUCUUGCAGAAAAAGAUGGACAUUUUAAUGCAGUUAUGUGAUAUUAAAAAAAUUCCACCAGAAUAUUACCCUGAACUUCAGGCAUACAAGGAAUAUUGUCAUGAACUGUCAAACAAGAAGGAAUCGGCAGACAUUUCCAAACUACAAAUCUUACGGCAGCAGCGUAAGAAGUCACAUGACCUCGCCCAAGCUUGUCGGAAAUUUUCGGAAUUCGUUCAGCAUCAUGGUUUACCAGAUAAGUCCCCUUUAUUACAGAAAGAAAUACAACGCCUGAGUCAAGUUUUACUCGAAGCUAACUCGAACAACAAGUUAGCGUCCCAGUUUGAUGAGGUUUAUUGUGCUAUUGCUAAUGCAGAGGGAACAGAAAAGCCCCCUGAAGAGUUUAUGGCACAAUUUGCUUCAUCUUCGCAGACUUACACUGCAGGAGAUAUCUUUAUGGCAACUUCAACAGGAAGUUUCCGUCGUGACAACUCCUACAGUUACUUAACCAAUAGUCAGGGAUCAGAAUUCCAGGAUAUCUUUUAUGCCAGAAGGCCUUGUGAGAAGAGAGUGUUUGCAGAUACUACCCAGAAUUCCAAUUUUGUGUACAACCCAUUGGGGGGUAAGAGACUUAAAGCUUGCUCUCAAAGUAUCUUAGAGAAUGGUUUCGCAGGAAGUGGAUUUUUUUGACAAAGGGAUUUUAUGCUUGUGUUUUCUUGAGAAAAAAUUCCAUCUGCAAAUUUAUUGUUCGAUUUUUUAUAUAUAAUGUAUUUAUAGAUUGUAUUUAUUGUUGAAAAACAGGUUUUUAAACCAGGGUAAUUUAUUUCAAAUUAGGAUAAUUCGUUGAAGUUGCACAUGUGUGUGCUAAUAUGAAAUAAAGGCUUAAAAGAAUAAGUUUCACCUUUUUUUGAGGAGUUUUUAAAAAAAUACAGAAAAAUAAAAUUGUGCAACCUUCACAAUAACCCAUAAGGUUAAUAGACCAGGCGUUUCAAAAUUUCAAUUAUCUGAUGAAAAGUUUUUCAGCAUUUUGACGAAAGAUGUUAAUUAAUAAGAAUGUUUGUAUUAAGUUUUUUUUUUUUAAAGUUUUUACAGUUUUUGAUAGAAAUAAUUUAUAUGAUACUUGAAAGGAUAAGCAUUUGGCUUUUGUAUUUAAAGCCUUCAAGGACCUAUCAACUAUAAAGCAUUAAUCGGCUUUUGUAUAAAACUGUGCAUAUUUUACACAAAAUGAAAGCAUAUAAAUUUUAGUUAUAUAUCAUGAAUGCAACUCACAAAUUCAUCAUGUUUAUCAUGUUUAUGAAACUGCUUAAUUUAGGAAGAUUUUCUGCAGAAAUUUUUGAAAAAAAAAAACAGAAAUUUUAUUUAAAAGUUUUCAAUUCGAGAAAAUUUAAUUUAGAGAUAUUCUCUGCUAAAUUCUAGUAUGACAACAUUUUCAUAUAUUAUGUAUUUUUUUGCAAUUGAUAAUGUCUGGUACAGAAAAAUAAUUGAAAAUUAAAGGUACAUCUGUUUGCUUUUUUAUUUUCCCUUUUACUUUACCAAAUAUAGGAAAACAAGUUAACAUACCGGUACUUAAUAUAAAAUGUUCAUGGUUUUGAUUACUAAAUUAUAAUUGAUAAUUUCUGGAAUAGGUUGACAGUUUUAUUACAAUAUUAGGUAGUUUUGCAUUAGGAAAAGUCUAAAGGCAUAUCUUUUAGAGAAUACAAAUGCAUAUACAACUGUAUGCCACGUAAUAAAUAUUAUUGCAUAAUUGUUUCUUUUAUAACUUUACAAAAGUACUUAAAAUGGUAUUUUUAACAUAUCAGUGUUAAAUUGUUAAACAUUAUAAUUUACGUGUAUUCAAUUUUGUUCAGAUUGCUGAAUGAUCAUGAUGAAAAUCAAAUUUUAAGAGAAGGUUUGUUUCAAAAAUAAGUCAUUCUUGAUGUAAGAGUUACUCUUUAAAAAGCUUUCUCUUUAUUAUUUCAAUGAGAAGAAAAAACACAAAUCUAUGCCCUAUCAUUGAAUGAAAAUGGUGUGUUGUUGGAUUGCUGUCUCAUUGAUGUACAUACUCUAGAUCUCUUUUUGUUCAUAGUAAAACAAAAAAAUGAAGUUGAAAUUCUCUUAAAAUACAUUUAAACAGAAUUUUCCUAACAUCUUAAAUAUAUUCAUACAAACCAGUGAACAAUUUCCUUCAAAUUUUUCUUUGAAAAUAAAAAUAGGCAUGUUGUAUGUUUUUUUUACUCAAUGCAAAGUUUGAAUCCAAUUAUUUGUAACGGGAGAACACAACAAAGUAGAAUCAAAAUUAGUUGUUUUAUUGGUGCGACACUUAUCUGACAGUUGAAAUAUUUUUAAUUUAUUAUACUUAUGUAUAAAACAUCUGUGUUUCGUAUUUGUGUAUGCUUAUUGGGGCAUAAGUUAUGACAACAGGUCAUGUGACUGACAUGACUGAUUACAAACACUGUUGCCUUACAAUUUACUACAAAUAAUUAUUGAAUUUAUACAUGACUAAUGAAUGCUGAUAUUUGUCAGGGCUAUUCCAUUAAUAUAGACUAGGAAGGUACGUCCAAAAUCCGCACACAACAAACAUACUUUUGUCGUGUAAUUUUGCAUGAACAUCAAAGGGACAUACUGUGGAUUCAUUUAUUUUUUCGUGGAAUGAUGAAAAAAGUAGUUUCAUGGAUAUUUGAUUUUGUGGUUUUGUCAAAAUCUGAAGCCUAUACAUGCUAUAGUAAGUUUGUAUUUUGUUGAACAUUUAAAUUCUUAGUUUACCUGUGCCCAGGAAAUUCAUGGAAAUUGGUAUCCCAAGAAUAAUAAUGGUAAAUGACCCAUGUACCCAUGUCCAAAUUUAAAACUACCCUUCAUUACCUUCCACAACUAUUUUAAUGGAAUAGCCUUCAGUAGGGUUGAGAGUAACAUAUGGGGUUUAACAGUAUCAUAGUUUUACAAUGUUACACCACAGUAGGAUUGUUGCCUUCUUAUGUAAGGCGUGUUUUGUACUUGAUCCAUAUAGAAAACAAAUUCUGAUUUUGCCAGUAGUAUUUUUUAUGACCUAAGCUGUAGUGUAAUAUAUUAAAUAACAUUAGAACUCCUCCAAUAAGGUCAAGGCUAGUGGAUUGUACAGUGAAACAUUUCUUAGUAAACCUUAAGGAAACUGAAGUUUCUGUCUAAAGUGAACUUUUGCAUUACAACAUGCAGUGAAAAUUUCAUAUUUAAAAGUGUACUUCUUAAAUGAACAUUAAAAGGGAUUGCUUAAGAUGAGUUUCACUGUAAUGAAUAUUUAUCUCUACUUUGUACAUAAAAUACACUGAUAUAUUGCUUAACUAAUGGACUGUUACACCCCUUAAUACAUAACAAAUUUAGAUAGGUUAGGACUGUUCUGUUUUAUCCUAUUAUGAUAGGAAAACUGUUUGACUUGAAGCUAUAGAUGUUUCUGUUAACAUUCUCAAAUUUACCAAGGCAAUAUUUCAUUAAGUGUAAGGCUAACAAUUUCUUUUUUCGAAUUUAUCUCAAUGGACAAGUAUAAAUUCAAACACAACCUUUUCUAAAGAGUAUUGUCAUUAUUUGUCAACUGUGUUGCUCAACCUGCUCAAGCUGUAAUUUUCCUAAAAAUUAGGGUAAAAUUGAACAGUCUGAUAUUUUUUUCUCUACUUUGUACAUAAAAUUCACAGAUAGUACAUAGUAAAACACACAUUUUUACACUUUUUUACAUUUGCUGUAUAUAAUGAAUCAUGUAUUGUGUGAACCACCACAAUAUUGAUGUUGUUGUAAAUCCCCAAGGGUGGACAGGGUGAUAAGACAAUGCUGGGUGAUAUUACAAUUAUUUGACUUCUCAUUGUGUACUGCAUUAUCUCCCUUGAUCAACCCAAUUAUUCUAAUUUCAUUUUUCCCAUACUUACAGUAGUUAUUUUAUUUUAUUUUUUAUUAUUCUAAGAAAAUAAAACCAUACAAUUUAUUCUAAAAAAAGGUUUUCUUUGUGAAGUUUGAGGCUGAAUAAGAAACUAUGUGUGUUAAGGGUCUUCCAACAAAGUUGAAAAUUGAACUGAGAUCCAAAACAAUUAUGGCAAUUUCUUUACACUGCUACAUGUAUAUUAUUCUACCAAAUAUAUAUAUGCUACAUGAAAUUGUAUUUUGAUAAUCUAUUUUCUCUUAGGUAUGGAAGACACUACCAUCUUGUAUUUUCUUUUCCUGUUUGAUUGAUGAUUUAUUGGUGUUUGCUUACACCACUUCAGUGCCUGUUUUGAUUAAAGACAGAUAACAUAUAAAUACAUAUAUAUGUUUAAGAUUUUUUGUGAACCCUGUCUCACCAUUUUUAUUUGUUGCUCAAAUUCUUAAACAUUCUACAAAACAUGACAGUGCUACGUUUGCAGUGCUACGUGUGCAGUGCUACAAAUAAGUUUUGCAUAAUAAUGUGGUGCAAUUUGAAUUAAGGAUGUUCAAUCCUCUUGUUUUUUAAUUUUUGCCAGAUAUUCGGAAUCCUCUGGUUUUUAUCGAUGUAGUGCCAUUAAAAAAAAUUCCCCACUAACCCCUUAUUUUCUUUUCAUAAUAUAUUUACACAUAGUUUAAAAAGCCAUAUUUGGAGAUGCUAUAAAAUACUUGUUUUUUUUUCAUAAUUUUUAAAAGGAAAAGGGUGCCAAUGCUAAAUGUAUGAAAAGUCUAGAGAGGAUUAUUUCCAGCCAAAUUUUCAAAGGCGUAUAUCUCGAAAAAUAAGCACACAGACCCUUAUUUUUUUUUCUGCUUUUUUAGUUCCUUUAUUUAUAUACUAUCAAUUUACAACAGUCUUUUAAAAAGCUUGUUAUUUUGAAACAGAGUAGCGAACAUCCAUAAGCAAUCUUUUAGUGAAAUAUUAGCUACUAAUUCUGGUAUUAGAGCUAGAAUCAUUUGACACCUUCUUUGUAUGGCUUUCAAAUAUUAUAAAGUAAUGUAUAUUUCUAAAAAAUGUUCUCAGCAUAUUUUUGAACUUCCAUUUCGAAGUCUUAAUUUCAAAGGAUUCGUAAACUCAUAGAUAUGCAAGUGCAAAUUGUAUAACUCAAUUUAACAAUAAAGUAAGUUAACUCAUGUUAACUUAAUUGAAACUGAUUUUGUAAAGUGUACAGGACAUGAAAUGAAAAUGGAAAACAAAACAACAUAAACAAAUUUAAAUUUAAUUGAUAAGUAAACUUAACAAAUGCAAAUCGUGUUUUAUGCAAAUUUCAUCCAGAGUACUUUUAAUCUUACAUGGUGUAAUCCUAGGAAGAUUAAAUUUUGUAUUAAGUUCACACUGCUGAAGUGUUUAAAAUGUGAGUUUCAAAACACAGUGCAGGCUCACUGCAGAAUUAUCAUGCAACAGAUAUAAUCAGAUAUUGGAAUUGCUGAAUAGCUAAAAUAUUAUGCAUAAUUGUAUGACCAUAUCUACUUACUGAAACUCUGUUGUAUUGUAAUGUAUUUGUUCAGAACUGGAAUUUUUUAAUUUUUUAAAUGACCUGUUUGAAAUACAGAUCCCUUGGUCACGCUAUGCUUACAAGGCUCUAAUUACAAUGCUUGUUUCUACUUUUGUUUUUAAGACCUUUCGGGAUCCUGUGGUUUAGUAAUUAUGUUACUGUCUUGGAGACAAAAAUUUCAUUGACUAAUGCCGUAGUAAUUCAUACAGAAAGUGAACUGUGUUGUCAGGUCUUUGUAAACAAAUUGUGGACACAGGAUCUAUAAUUCAAUCAGAUUAGACCCCCAAAAAAAUGUUUACGCAUGAAACUAAAAGUAUAAUAUCAAGCAUCCUAAGAAAACCAGAACUUAUUCUACUGCAUUCCAUUUGUAAUGACUUCUGUGUCAGUUGGAACAAAUUCCUACCAUUUUGAGUAUUUUGUAACAAGAGAUUUGAUUGGUUGAUUCACAUGUUUGUAAUGCUUCCUUUGUACCUUUGAAAAAUAUUUUUUGCCUUUCAGAAAAUUAUAAUUCAUGAUUGAUAUUAACAUCAAAACAUACAUUAUUGUUCCAAUUGACUGACAAUGAUUCAGUAAAACCACAAAUGAAGUCAACUUAUGAUUCUAUUUAUGUUUAUUUGAUAAUUCUAGUGGAAAUGAUUUAAAAUUUGUAAAUGGUCCAGUCCAUUGAAAAUAAUUAAUUCACAGGUGACUAAUUUACAGUAUAUACAUGUAGAAGCAAUCUUGUUUUGUCUUGUGUUUUUAAUUGAUUUGGUUGUAUUACCAUUAUUUAUUUUAAUUUAUUUAAUGUUAUUUUUUUUUGUCAAGAAAGAAAUAAUUGUAUUGAUAAAUCAUUGCUAUUAAAAUAAUGAGAAUUCA